This is a messenger RNA of Mercurialis annua (annual mercury), 615 nucleotides long. Its product is annotated as histidine-containing phosphotransfer protein 1-like. Lineage: Eukaryota; Viridiplantae; Streptophyta; Magnoliopsida; Malpighiales; Euphorbiaceae. Gene Ontology annotation, cellular component: cytoplasm; nucleus. Gene Ontology annotation, molecular function: protein histidine kinase binding; histidine phosphotransfer kinase activity. The record is from RefSeq and is a predicted model, not a curated record. The transcript has 6 exons. Gene Ontology annotation, biological process: cytokinin-activated signaling pathway; phosphorelay signal transduction system; phosphorylation. Bases 29 to 478 code for a protein of 149 amino acids.
UUUCCUUUGAAAUUUGUUUAGCUUUGAGAUGGCAUUACCUGCUCUAAAAGCACAGCUCAACAACUUUGUCCAAUCCUUGUUUGAUGAGGGAAUGUUGGAUGGGCAGUUCUCUCAGAUUCAAGCAUUAAAAGAUGAAAGUAAUCCAGAUUUCAUAGUUGAAGUGAUCACAACUUUCUGCAAUGAUGCUGAAAGGAUCAUUUCAGAACUUACCAAACAUAUGAGUCAACAAAAUGUUGAGUUUUCCAACUUGGAAUCUUAUGUUCAUCAGCUCAAAGGAAGUAGCUCGAGCAUUGGAGCGCAAAGAAUGAAAAAUGCUUGUGCUGAUCUUCAGCAAGCUUUCGAUGACAAGAACAAGGGAAGGUGCCUGCAGGCCUUAAACAUAAUCACCUGUCAAUAUUUUCUUCUACGAGCUAAAUUUGAGACUCUAGUUCAGUUAGAGAAAAGAAUAUUAUCCAUUGAAGCCAACCAAACAACAUGAUAGCUACCAUGCUGCUCCAUUGAUAUAAGCUGUUGGAAUUCUUACUUAUUUCCUAUGUAAUUUAAUCAUCUUUGUAUACACAGUUUGUUCUUUUCAUUGGUCAAAUUAAUAAGGAUUUGAAUAUUUCAAUUUAAAUC